Ruditapes philippinarum (Manila clam) is the source of this 7912-nucleotide messenger RNA. RefSeq lists its product as uncharacterized. Gene Ontology annotation, cellular component: membrane. The transcript has 5 exons. The record is from RefSeq and is a predicted model, not a curated record. Gene Ontology annotation, molecular function: tumor necrosis factor receptor binding. Gene Ontology annotation, biological process: immune response. Bases 1573 to 2400 code for a protein of 275 amino acids. Lineage: Eukaryota; Metazoa; Mollusca; Bivalvia; Venerida; Veneridae.
ACAAACACAUAACAGAUAAACAUUGAUACAGAAAGUUGCAAACGUUUCACAUACUGUUUUAAUAGUCUUGUAAGUGAAUAAAUAACAAACUAUAAGCGAAACUUUUACAUGUUUUACAACUUAAAAUUAAAUACGUUUUUGAACUGUGGCUAUAUCAAAAAGACCGUGUACUUACAUAUCACCGACGUUAAAUUAAAAAGAUAAGAACAGGUGCGAUUUAAUUAGAUAACGAAAUUGCGUACUGUAUUUUGCGUUUGACAUUUGAUGAACGGAUAAAAUAUACAUCGAAUAUGUACUAGUCGUCAGGACAUUGUAAGAUACUCGAAUAUUACACUAGCCAUGAAAGAAUUGUGCUGGUUCGCUCCUACGGUGAGAAAUUUCCUUUAGAAAAUCAAACGGUAUUUGUGUCUCAUCGCUUAUACAAUUACCAUGUAUGAUUAUCAGUCGGUAACUUGCUAAAAAUUUGUAGUAAUUGGUUAGUUAUCCAAGAAAGCUGGCUAUGUGGACCGUUCGCCGAGAUUUGAAAAAAAAAUGCGUAUAAAUAUCUGAAAACAAUCUGGUAUGUUUAGAGCAGAGAAUGGCUUGUGCAUGUGCAAAGAGGGUACCGUUUGAGUAGAUUUCGCAAAGAAGGUACCGAUAUGGAUAUGCAGCUUGGUCCUGUAUUGUGCAUAAUUAUCGUCUCAUUAUAAUUAAUCUUUCAGCUAGUUUUAUUAAUAAAAUAAAGCUGUACAAAGCGGACACGAAAAUGCUAAUGGGCAGAAUGACGAUAUUGUGCAUCAGAUUUUACGCGUGUUAAAAACAUCAAAAUGUUUAAUUUGGAAUGGGGUCCAGCGAUUGCAAUACAGUGAAUCUAUGCAAAUGUACCUUUGUCAUGAAUAAAAAAACGCUUCUCCGCGUAAAGCUAUUCUGCAAAAUAUACAAUUGAUGGUACUUGAACCCCCUCCCCCACCCAAAUACUUAAAACUGAAAUAUCUUUGGUCAUGAUAUUCAUCAAGAAUCUGGAAACAAAGUGAUCCCUCGGAAGCAUUAAUCACAACAAAAUAACCUGAAAAUCGCAGACUUUUUUUAAUAUGUAACAACAAAAAUCCAGACAUUUCAGUCUCACAAUAUUUUAUCGUCAUUAAUGAAUGCAAAUGUGACAAAUCGGUUCUGAUAAUUUGAAAGUAGGUUGCACAAGGACGAGUGUUCACCUGACUAUACAUUAAUUUGGUUGAUUAAAUCAUGGAUUGUACUUGUUGUUAAUAAACUAUGAAGAAUUAAAAUGAAAGUGCAGUUGUCCUGGGUUUAAGGCACACCACCGGCACAUUAAAAUUCAUAAAUCGUCUUUCCAGUUUUAUAAAACGCUAUAGAUUGCAUUCCAUGAUAUAUUUCAGUUGAAAAAAAAGAGUUGUAAUUACUGGCUUGGCUAGUUCUGGUCCGAAAUUGUCUGUCGUGUUAUCCAACAGAUCUAAUUUUUAAAUUUCUUAUGUGGUUCAUUUAAGUUCGUAAGAAAGGGAUAACAUAAUUCACUGAAACGUUAAAGGUGAGGAUUUAUACAUUGUCGUACAGAUCACCAGCUAUCACUCCGUUGUCAUGGAAUUAACCUUAAAACGGCAAAAAAUAUGUUUAGCUGUAUUGGUCAUUAUUGCCGUUGUGCAGAUCAUCAUUCUGACUUGUUUAAAUGUAUACCGAAGACAUCUGAGGAGCAAAAGUCCAGUUUUCAAACAACAACAGAUGUGUCUGCCUUUUGACAAAUUGAUCGACGGCCAAAAUGAACAGAAAUGUCCCGAGAUGUUAUCAGUUAUGACAAGAAGAAAUGCUACCUUUUGCUGUGGUGUUGCAAGUCAGGUACUGGAAAACAUUAUACGAAAGAAAACGUACGCUCUUUAUAAUUCGGAUACUAAUCCAGAACUCCAUUCAUUAGAUUUCGGUAUAUUUAACUGCACAAUAUCUGAAGAAAGACCAACUACAUUGCAGCUCAUUGGAGUGAAGCCAUUUGUUACGCCUGGAGCCAGACAUGUGGGACAAUCACUGCAUAUAUACUGGGAUUCAAUCACAAAUGAAGGAGACGGAUUAAGUUACCUGGAUAAACAGGGAGUGAUCGCUGUCCUGAAAUCGGGCUUCUAUCAUAUUUCAACACAAGUAACCUUCAGGAUAGAUAACUCUACUUUUCCUAACGAAGGUGAUGACACCAUACGAUAUCAAGUUAUUCGCUUUUCAGCUGAAACCAAACAACAGUCAGUUCUUCUUGAAAAGCUUAUCUCAACAUGUCAAAUGCCUAGCGAACAAACUCAACUGCCUUGCUCUCUUGGUGCUGCUUUUAAACUAGAAAAAGGUGAUAAGGUGUUCGUUGUUUUUUACCAUCAUUAUCAGCUUGCAUAUGGCAAGGGAAGAAAUCUUCUCAAUAUUUAUGAAAUUUAAAUACCGAUCUGCUGGUAACAUUGUUUUUCAACCACUGUUGAUGUAGUAUUCAAUUUCAAAAAAAUAUUAAUCGGUAUAAUAUACUUAUUUGGACAGGAAAAUAACAUAAGUAACACAAAUUUUAGAUAGGACAUAUUUCCUUAGGUUAAGAUUUCUUUUGGCAGUAUUUUGUCAAAUGGAUGAAUAAAACAUUAAAUACAAUCCAUCUCGAAUAAUCUGAAAUGCAUAAUUAUAGUAUAAGAUUACAAUAUAUUAAAGCCCAUAUGACUGAUUUCAUCCCGGGCUGUCAGAUUUGAUUUUAGUAAAAAAAAAACAAGACUUACGCUCGGAUAUCUAAAGAUUUAUGGGUUUGUUCAGAUAUAAUCAAUUAGAACUAUAUUUUGAAAAAGAGAGCAAAUGCAGAAACAUCAGUUAACCUUUAUAUUAAUGAUGUAAUAACUGAUUGAUACAUAAAUCAAUUUUUCCACAUUCCGGACAAAGGGAAGAGAAAUCACAUAUGUAUAAGUAAACAUGUCUGUAAGCACUGGUCUCCGAAACGAUGUAAAAAGUUUCAUUGUAAAUCCAGCCAUGACGUUUUGUUUCUAUGAGAUACAGCCAUGAUGAAAAAAUAAAACUUUAGAAAGCACACCAUGGCCAGAGGCAGAAAGACAGACAGUGUGGGUUUAAGCGUUUAAAAGUGCAGAUACUCAACCAAAUUGAAAUUCAAGAGCCACAUGACUUCUAAAGGGAGAAAACAAGAAUAACUUUUAAACUUUAUAGUAUGACAUAUUUAUAUCCCUUCUAAUAAAAAACAUUAAUGAAAUACAAGAUCCCGGAUUAUGCUUAUUGUACUAGUUUGAAAACUUAAGGACACAUCUGUGGAUGUCUUUAUUUUUUAUGUUAAAUGUUAAAGUCUGCUUAACCGGUGCUAGGGACGUUAAAGGUAGUCUGAAAAUUUCGGUACCGUUCAUGGAUAGGCUAUACAUACCAAACCGACCCUUCAACACUUAACAAAUUGCUCAAAUGAUAGCAUAUUCGAAACAAUAACUUUCCUUGUUUUUGUUUUGUGUUUUUAAGUUAAAGUGUUUUAAUUUUUUUUCAUUCUUUGAUCUAUCUUUAUAAAUUGACUUACUGUAUUUUUAUAUUAAUUUCUCUUCCUAUUUAUAAUAUUUUCUAGAAAUUGUACACAGCACCUAGAGCCUCCUGUCAUUAUAGUAACUGAUCAGACAGACCGCAAUAAAUUUAAUGUUUAGAGCUUACAGGGAGGUCAUUGUAAUGCUUCCAGGUUCCAAGUACUGUGUACUGAUAGUUUUUUAUUUUAUAUAAUACCCCACAAAAUUAAAAAUCAAGUCUACGUGUAAGAAAUUAUCUUGUUUUAACAACAAUGUUUCAAGGAAACCCAUAUGAUGAUGUGUUAAUCCUUUAUACGGUUAUACAAUCAUAACUACAUUUUAGCGGGCCGGAAAAAAACUUAAUAUAACCUGCUCUGGCUCUCACUAUACUAUAGUCAAACUGCCCAGACUAACAUAUCCAUAACAAUGCCUGUUUAGACUUAAAUCUUAUUAUAAGUGAAAAUAUUAUACUAAACUAAUGGUUGAAAUUCAAUACAACUUCAUACAAUGGUCAAGCACAUGAGAAAGUGCAGUGCACAAGAACUACAACUCUAUCUUCACUAAUUACAAAAUUAUUGCCCUUUGUUACUUUUCCUUGUCCAGAGCAUAAGUUGAAAACUACUGGUUAGAAUUCAAAACAACUUCAUACAAUGGUCAAGCACAAUAAGGGAAAGUGCAGUGCACAAAGUUAUAACUCUAUCUAAAGAAAUAGCAGAGUUAUUGUCCUUUGUUAUCUUUCUAUUGCUUUCUUUUGUCCGGACCAUAACUUUAAGACUAAUAGUUUGAAUUCAAUAUAACUUCAUACACUGGUCAAGCACAUUGAGAGGAAGUGCAGUCCACAAGAACCAUAACUCCAUCUUGACUCAUUAUAGAGUUAUUGCCCUUUAUUUCUUUUCCUUGCCCUAGGCAUACCUUGAAAACUACUCGUUUGUAAUUAAAAACAUCUUCAUACAAUAGUCAAGCACAAUAAGAGGAAGUGCAGUGCACAAAAACCUUAACUCUAUCUAAAGUAAUUACAGUAUUGUUGCCCUUUGAUACUUUUACAUUGUUUUUAUUGUCCGGAGCAUAACUGGAAGACUAAUUAAUGGUUGGAAUUCAUUACAACUUCACAAAAUGAUCAAGCAUAUUGAGAGAAAAUGCAGUGCACAAGAAUCAUAACUCUAUCUUGACUUAUAACAGAGUUAUUGCCUUUUGUUACUUUUCCUUGUCUGGAGCAUAACUUGAAAACUAUCACUUUCAAUUCAAUACAACUUCAUACAAUUGUCAAGCAUAUUAAAGGAAGUGCAGUGCACAAGAACCAUAACUCCAUUUUGACAAAUUACAGAGUUUUUGCCCUUGAUACUUUUCUUGGUCUGUAGAAUAACUUGUAAAGAAUUGGUUGGAAAUUUAAAAUAACUUCAUACAAUAGUCAAGCACUAAAAGAGGAAGUGCAGUGCACAAGAACUAUAACUGUAUCUUCACUAAUUACAGAGUUAUUGCCUUUUGUUACUUUUCCUUGUCCAGAGCAUUCCUUGAAAACUACUAGUUGGAAUUCAAUACAACUUCAUACAAUUGUCAAGCACAUAAAGGGAAGUGCAGUGCACAAGAACCAUAACUCCAUUUUGACAAAUUACAGAGUAAUUGCCCUUUGAUACUUUUCCUUGUCUGGAGCAUAACUUAAUAAGUACUUACAACUCCAUACAAUAGUAAGAGGAAGUGCAGUGCACAAGAACCAUAAUUCUGUCAAGAGUUAUUAUUGAGUAAUUGCCUUUGUUACUUUUCCAUUGCUUUUUUUUGUCCAGAGCAUAACUUGAAAACUACUAGUUGAAAUUCAAUACAAUUUCAUACAAUGGUCAAGUAUAUUGAGAGAAAGUGCAGUGCAUAGAAACCAUUACUCUUUCUUGACUCAUUAAAGAGUUUUUGCCCUUUGUUACUUUUUAUUGUCCAGUGCAUAACUUGAAAAUUAAUGGCUGGAAUUCAAUGAAACUUCAUACAAUGGUCAAGGGCAGUGAGAUAAAAUGCAGUGCACAGGAACAAUAACUCCAUUUGGACUAAUUACAGUAUUGCCCUUUAGUACUUUUUUGUCAAGUGCAUAACUUGAAAACUAGUAGUUGGAAUUCAAUACAACUUCAAACAAUGGUCAAGGACAAUGAGAGGAAGUGCAUUGUAUAAAACCCAUAACUCCAUCUUCAGUAUUUGUAGAGUUAUUGCCCUUUGUUCCUUUUCAUUGUCCGUUGCAUUACUUAAAAACUAAUGUUUAGAAUUCAAUGCAACGUACUACAAUGGUUGAGCGCAAUGAGAGGAAGUACAGUGCUCAAGAAACGUAACUCUUUCUCGAUUUAUUACAAUUGAGUAAUUCAAUAAAACUUCAUCAAUGGUCAACCACAUUGAAAGGAAAUGCAACAUACAAGAACCAAAACUAUAAUUAAUUGCCCACAUCCAUAACUCUAUUAAAAUUCGUUUACAAGGUAUUUUGUUACUUGUUACUUCCUCAUUUCCAAACAGUCUCGCGGGGGUAUUAAUCAUAUAUAGUGAUAGUUCUAGUUAAAUCUGGGGAAGAAGGUAUAAUUUUGUAAUUUAAAUCUUCUUUUAUUGUAUGUAAAUAUUGUGAUUGUCUGUAAUUACCUUUCAGUAUUUAAUCAGGAAAAGACUUUGAUAUAAAUCAUGUUUUUAACGUGUUAUGUGAUUUUCUUGUUUUCUUUUAUUUUUUAUAUUAUCCAUGAGUAAUAUAUGUUUUAACAAUGACACUAUUUAUGCUGUAUUCAAGAAUUAGGUUGUUUAUUAUCAACUGCAUUUUAAUAUAUCAGGUAACUGACAAUUGCCUCAUGUGAUAGGACCAGACAUAUCAUUGUGACUUUUUGAUUUCAUUUUACUUAUGCCUUUAUGACUUUUACAUAUUCUUAAGGUUGAUUGUUAAAGUAACAGAACCUGUUAUAAUUAUUUAAUAAAAUAUUGGAUUGCAGUGUCAUUGAUAUGAAUAAUAUAGAUACCAGUAUAUGUUAAUAAUAUGUUUAUGUAUAGCAAAGACUUUUCACUCGAAUGAUUUACUGUAAUGAUAUCAUAUUAUAGAUACUAAAACAGGAAUAUGCCAGUGUCUUUGAUACAUAGUUUGAAUGAUGUCGAUAAAUAUAAAUGUUUUCAGAAAUAUUCGAUACAUGAUUAUAUAUUGUAAUAUUCCACGCUUGUAGCAUCCAAUAUCUAAAGAAAUAAUUAUACGAACCCCAUCAAUGUAUGAAGUGAGUGUUAUGAGGCUUUUAAUAGUUCCAUAAUAUUCUACGAAAAUUCCAACACUAGUCUAUAGUUACUUUAUCGCAUUCCAUACUAUCAUUAUUCACACAAUAAAAACUGCGUAUUUACAGUAUUGAUUACGCAUCUCAUACAUGGACAUUUUAGUAAAUUGUCUGUACAUUUUGAUAAAUAUUUUGCUUCGAAAUAGGGAUACCUGUAUAUGGUACGAUACUACCUAGCUUUUUUGACAUGCAUUUUAUGAAAUUGCAUGUUUUCGUAAAGACAUCAGGUCAGAAAAUAUUAUUCUUAUUUUGCAAUGUAAACUUCACCAGUUCUCACGAUGAUUGUAUGUAAUGUAUGUAUUCGUCUCAUGUUGAUUUUAAAUGUAUGUUUCUAGUAUUUUUGUACUUUAAAUAGAAACUAGAUGGAUAAAAACUAAUGUUUGGUAACAGAUGACACAAAUUUGAUUAUUAAUCUGUUUAAAAAUUAAUUAAUAAUUAUUAUAUUAUCAUUAUAUGCAUAAUUGUCUCAUUAUAUGUUUAAUGAACUACAGAACAUUGCGAUGGGCAUUAUGGAUCUUGAAAUCUUGAGUCCUGAUUCAAAUUAUAGCCAUAUGUUACUGUAACAGUUAUUAAACUAUUUAAUCAACUUUUAAGAUUUUUCCCAGAUAAUCAACGACAGAUCCAUAAAAAAUAUGAAAAAUGAUAAUAAUAAUAAUAACAAUAACCAUAAUUUAAACUAUUCAAAACAUUUUUCUACACGGGUCAUAAAACUUUACAUUUUAAGAAUAAAGUAUUUUUUUACCUAUAGUUGACGUGCAUUGUCGAUAAUACUCAAAUAUGCUUGGUGCAAUCAUUAGGUUUGUUUUAAUUCCUUCACUUUCGGUUACUGUAUCGUGUCCAUUAGAUAAUUCUACCUGUGACAUUGUCUUAAUCUAUACAACAGCCUUCACAUACGUUCCCGAAAUAUUGAACUCAUUAUUAUAUACAGUAUCGGAUUGGCGAUAAAUGUCACCAAAUACGACGUACGAAUGAUAUAACCUAUAACUUGUAAAUCUCCCGGUACAAUUAAACUGCUUCUGGCCAAUGAGUUCACAACGUUAACACAUACCACUGAUAUAAUAUUGAUAGAAGUAAUCAGAAACAUUUUCUCUGUUCUUGAAGUAGAACUGAUAAUGAAAAAAUGUAAUACAAACUGUUGUCCUAAUUUGUACU